AUGACUCGAAGGGACCCAGUUUACGUCGUGGGAGUAGGGAUGACAAAAUUUGAAAAGCCCGGAACCCGUGACGAUUUUGACUACCCGGAAAUGGUGAAAGAGUCGGUAACAAAAGCUCUGCAGGACGCCAGAGUGCCUUACGACUCAAUAAAAGGGGCAGCAGUUGGCUACGUGUACGGUGACUCAACCUGUGGGCAGCGCGCCCUCUAUGAAGUGGGCCUGACGGGAUGCCCGAUCUUCAAUGUGAACAACAACUGCUCAACUGGCGCCUCGGCGCUGAUGGUCGCUAAACAGAUGAUAGAGUCCGGGCGCGCCGACUGCGCUCUCGCAGUCGGCUUCGAAAAAAUGGAGCGCGGCUCGCUGACCUCAAAGUUCCUCGACCGGACCAACCCCAUGGACAAGCACGUGGGACUCAUGUCCGAGCUCGCCGGAAUCUCCGACGGGCCAAUCACUGCCCAGUUGUUCGGCAACGCCGCCAUUGAACACAUGGAAAAGUUCGGAACUAAGCCCGAGCAUUUUGCCAAGAUUGCUUAUAAAAAUCAUCUUCACUCCGUCAAUAAUCCCUAUUCGCAAUUUAGGGAUAAAUACAGCCUCCAGGAAAUUCUCAAGGCCCCGAAAGUCUUUGGCCCUUUGACCAAGCUUCAGUGCUGCCCAACUUCAGAUGGCAGCGCUGCUGUUGUCCUGGCCAAUGAGCAGUUUGUCAGGAAACACAAUUUGCAAAAACAGGCUGUGGAAAUUUUGGCUAUGGAGAUGACUACUGACACGCCAUCUACUUUUGCUGAAAAAAGCAGUAUUAAGCUUGUUGGGUACGAUAUGACGAAAAACGCCGCAGAGAAGGUCUUUAGCUCGGUUUGCUACAAACCUUCCGACGUAGAUGUGAUAGAAUUGCACGACUGCUUCUCAGCAAACGAGCUGAUAACUUAUGAAGCCCUGGGGCUGUGCGCUCCAGGUCAAGCAGCCCAGCUGAUUGACUCCGGGAACACCACCUACGGCGGGAAGUACGUGAUCAACCCCAGCGGGGGCCUGAUUUCUAAAGGUCACCCUCUAGGAGCGACCGGGCUGGCCCAGUGCGCGGAACUUAGCUGGCAAUUGCGUGGCGAAGCUGGAAAGCGCCAAGUUCCUGGCGCUAAGCUCGCUCUGCAGCACAACAUCGGCCUAGGAGGCGCUGUGGUCGUCGCGUUAUACAAACUAGGUUUCGCUGGCGGUCCCCAGAUGAAUUUCAUCAGCGGAAAAGUUUCCCCGGAGAAGUUCCAGGCGAACAAAGUCUUCAAGGUGUUUGAAGUCGCGAUGCAAGAUGACGAAGACGGGCUCAUUGACAAGUACCGAGGAGUUUAUGGGUUCAAGAUCAUCAACGGACCUGGGGGCGCUGAGGGCUACUGGAUUAUCAAUGCUAAAGCUGGCAAGGGCAAGGUUGAAUUCGAGGGCAAGGAAAAACCUGAUGUUGUUUUUACCAUCAGUGACACUGAUAUUGUUGACUUCAUUUCUGGAAAGCUAAACCCCCAGCAGGCGUUCUUCCAGGGGAAGAUCAAGAUUAAGGGCAAUAUGGGACUGGCUAUGAAGCUUCCGGACCUUCAGAAGCGCGCUGCUAAGAAAAUUGAACUGCUCAAGGCUAAAUUGUAG
Messenger RNA from Cotesia congregata, 1620 nucleotides. Lineage: Eukaryota; Metazoa; Arthropoda; Insecta; Hymenoptera; Braconidae. The record is from the annotation of a GenBank genome assembly.